AUGGCUGGGGAAACUCUCGACGCAGAACCCGCGGUCUACUCCGACUUCGUACUCCUAGACAUGCUCAAGAACCAACUGGCGUAUCUCCCCGACCUCAGCGACCUCCGGCCUGAUGCCAACAUCGAAGAUGCGAUCGUCGGUGAGCCCGGGGAGUCGGACCCCGCAGAGGAGGAGCGGCUCCGGGCCGUCCUCCGGAAGCAUCGUAUGAUUUUUUUUGGGAGAAGGGAAUGCACUUCCUCCCCCGCCCGGGGCGUGGUGUGCGACUUGGACGUCGGGGGCGAAAAACCCAUUUCCAUGCGGUCCCGGCGGAUCCCCGCCGACUUACUGUCCAAGGUGUACGAGUUGCUCAAGCGCCUCCUGGAAACGGGCCUGAUCGAAUAUUCCAACUCGGAAUGGGCAUCGGCCAUCGUGCUCGUGAUGAAGAAGAAUGGUACCGACGUCCGCCUGUGUAUCGACUACCGGCUGGUGAACCAGCUCAUUAAAUUGAUGAACUACCCCCUACCCAUAAUCGACGAGCUCAUGAGCAACUUCGCCGCCACCAUGUGGUUUAUGACCCUGGACAUGGCAAGUGGGUUUUGGGCGGUCCCGAUGACGGCCCGGGCUCAGCUGAUCUCAGCAUUCAUUUGCCCGCUCGGACACUUCCAGUGGAAGCGCAUGCCGUUCGGACUCAAGAAUGCUCCGCUGAUUUACCAACAGCUCCUGGACAACUGUCUCUGGGGCUUCGUCCGGCUACCCCGGGAUGAGGAACGACUCUUCGACCCAGAGAUUUCUCCCGGGGACCCGGUCGCCCAGGUAUCCCAGGGCACGGAGCCCCAGGGGGCGGUGGUCUCCAGAACUAGCACCGACACCGUGUUCCAGCAGAACCGGGUCGCCCCGGAACAGAUGGGACCUGUGCUGUCCCGGAGUUCGUACAUUGAUGACAUCAUCUACGGAGCUCCGUCCUGGGAUGACCUGUGCAAAACACUGAAUGCCCUCCUGUACCGACUGCGGUACUGGAACAUCUCAAGCGAAUUUGGAGUCAAGAAGUGCAAGUACCUCGGGCACGACAUCAGCUCGGACGGAAUCCGGACAUCCCCGAAACUGGCGGAAAAGGUCCUCAACUUGCCUUUCCCGAAGACCCAGAAGGGAGUACAGUCCUUCCUUGGGAGUCUCAACUACUAUGUCAAGUUCAUCGAGGACCUACCCGUGCUUGCGGCCACUCUCUAUGAAACAUCAGACGAGCAACUCCGUUCCGGACGAGAUUUGGAAAAACCUAGGCAC
This is a messenger RNA of Phytophthora megakarya, 1260 nucleotides long. NCBI's taxonomy places the organism in Eukaryota, Oomycota, Peronosporomycetes, Peronosporales, Peronosporaceae. The record is from the annotation of a GenBank genome assembly.